GCCUUGCACUCGAAUCAUUGGACUAUGGCUUGGACUUAAACGCGACAUGACGCCUUGAGCCCGAUCUCGACUUUCGGUUGGCAUUUGCCGCGACUCUCCAAGCUACAUCCCAAAGCUAGGAACCUCCUGUCAAUCAGAGUCAUGUCCUUCGUAGCAUGGACAAUCAAGCAUAUCGCUCCUCUUUUCCUUAUCACCUCUCCGGUCACCUCCUAUGCCGAUCAAAUAUGGUCCAUGCACAAGAAGCGCUCGUCAGCGGGCUUCUCGCUUGAUGUGCCCUUGAUCAUGCUGGUCGCAUCAAUAACAAAGGUUUUCUACUGGUUUGGAUCUCGCUACGACAUUCCGCUUCUGAUCCAGGCUGGGAUCGCGAUAUUCGUUCAGUUCGCGGUGCUUCAUGUUGCUCUCCUUCAUCGACCAGCAUUCGGAGCCCAGCAUAGCAUACCUUUUGCCGGUGCUGGAGAAAGGGAAGGACUGGCGAAUCGACCGUUCAAAUUCUGGCAAUGGCGGAGUAGAAAGCCGUACUGGGAAUUCCUCUUCUACUACAGCAUCACUCUGGCCGCUCUCCAGAUGCUGAUUGGAUCCAACCAAGCCUACAUCGCCUUCCAGGGCUACUUUGCGCUUAGCGUGGAAGCGGUCCUCCCUCUGCCCCAGAUUAUGGAGAACUAUCGCAGCCGGUCAUGCAAAGGCUUCCGCUUGAGUAUUCUGGUCAACUGGUUGAUCGGUGAUGCGUUCAAGAUGACAUACUUCUUUCUCUCGGAUGGAUCCGCCGUGCCGUGGGCGUUCAAGCUCUGUGGUAUCUUCCAGGCCGUGUGCGAUUGUUAUUUGGGCGUACAGUACUGGAUGUACGGCGAGGGCGAGCAGAAUUUCGACAUUGGCAUGCGAGAUCAGCGACUUGCAUGA
Molecule: messenger RNA, 897 nt
Organism: Zymoseptoria tritici IPO323
Lineage: Eukaryota; Fungi; Ascomycota; Dothideomycetes; Mycosphaerellales; Mycosphaerellaceae
Exons: 3
Coding region: 142-897 (251 amino acids)
Biological process (GO): retrograde transport, endosome to Golgi; phospholipid translocation
Cellular component (GO): trans-Golgi network; endosome
Source: RefSeq, a predicted model, not a curated record